Messenger RNA from Nerophis lumbriciformis (worm pipefish), 744 nucleotides. The record is from RefSeq and is a predicted model, not a curated record. NCBI's taxonomy places the organism in Eukaryota, Metazoa, Chordata, Actinopteri, Syngnathiformes, Syngnathidae.
AUGGUAUCAACGGUUAAAGAACGGGUGGCUUUCGUCACACUGGAUCGUCCCGAGUUGAGAAAUGCGAUAUCAAGACAGAUGCGCUCUGAACUUCUCGAGGAAUUUAGCCGCUUUGGCGCUGAUGCCAACAUCCGAGUUGUCGUCGUGUCAGGACGACCCCCUGCUUUUUGUUCUGGCGCUGACCUGGGUGAGGCUGACCUGAUUCCGGCGAAGAAGCUACUAAUGGAUGAGUACCUGCCAAUCUUUCAGCAAAUCAUCGCCAUGGACAAACCGGUCAUAGCGGCGGUUUCCGGUGCCGCAGCGGGUAUCGGAAUGUCGCUGGCUCUCGCCUGCGAUCUGAUGAUAAUGACUGAGGAUGCCUAUCUUUGGGCACCGUUCACGAAGUUGGGCCUUGUCCCGGACGGCGGUCUGUCCUGGCUGCUCACUCAGCACCUCGGAUACCGUCGCGCGUACGCCAUAGCGAUGCAGGGUGAACGAAUACCGGCCCCCCGUGCGCUUGAGCUUGGACUCACGCACAGGGUGGUCGCAUAUAAGGAUCUGCUGUCGAACGCUGCUGACUGGGCACGCGAAUUAGCCGCUGGCUCACAACUCGCUCAAAGCCAUGUCAAGAAGCUAGUCCGUUGGUCCGUGGGAAGUAGCUUUGAAGACGUAUUUGCGGCCGAAGCAGUCGCUCAGAAUGAGUGUGAGGAAAGCGAAUUCUUCAUCCAAGCGCGCACUACUUUCCUAGGAGGCCAAUCGCGUUAA